Messenger RNA from Entrophospora sp. SA101, 1470 nucleotides. Lineage: Eukaryota; Fungi; Glomeromycota; Glomeromycetes; Entrophosporales; Entrophosporaceae. The record is from the annotation of a GenBank genome assembly.
AUGGAUACUAAUCCACAAUUACCGUCAGCAAAUGAUUUAAAUACUACUUGGGCAUUCCUUGAAGCAGGAAUUGAUCAAAUCAUGAAUCGAUUAGAAGAAGGCCUUAGUUAUAAGCGUUAUAUGGAUCUUUAUACGUAUCCUUAUAUUUAUUGGGGAUUGGAACCUCUCCGUAAACAUUUUGAAGAACAUGUUCAUAAGGCUGGUUUAAAUGCAAUUGAAAAAAUCGCAGAUGCUGUUAAUGAUGCUUUGGAACCAAAAACUUAUGUUGAUGCCUUAUUAGAGGUACAUAGAAAAUAUAAUGAUAUGGUCACAACUGCCUUUAGGGGCGAAGCAAGUUUUGCGUGUCGAGAAUUUGUAAACAGGAAUAAAGUUUGUAAAUCUUCAACAUCCAAAUCGCCAGAAUUAUUGGCUAGAUUUUGUGAUUCGCUUCUUCGAAAAAGUGCAAAAAAUCCUGAAGAAGGUGAUCUCGAAGAUAUAUUAAAUAAUAUUAUGACAGUUUUUAAAUAUGUUGAAGAUAAAGAUGUAUUUCAAAAAUUUUAUUCGAAGAUGUUAGCGAAACGCCUUGUAAAUGGUACAUCAGCAUCUGAAGAUGCAGAAUCAAGUAUGAUUUCAAAAUUAAAAGAAGCAUGCGGGUUCGAAUAUACUUCAAAAUUACAACGUAUGUUUACUGAUAUGGGUUUAAGUAAGGACCUUAACGAUCAAUUUAGAGAAAGACAUUCAGUAGAACAAGUAGAUAAUCAAGUCGACUUUUCGGUUUUAGUAUUGGGUACUGCAUCUUGGCCACUUCAGCCCUCCACAACAAAUUUUAGUAUCCCAGAAGAGGUUGAAAGAACAUUUCAACGAUUCAAGAUUUUCUAUCAAAAUAAACAUUCAGGUCGUAAAUUGAAUUGGCUUUUCCAUCUUUCAAAAGGUGAAUUAAAAGCUAACUACUUGAAAGCAACAAAAACGGGAUAUACUUUUCAGGUAUCUACAUACCAGAUGGGUAUUCUUUUGCAAUACAAUAAAGAUACAUCUUAUUCAUUUGAAGAAUUGAGCCAGAGCACGGAUUUAAGUACAGAUGUAUUAUCAGGACAAUUGGGUAUUUUGGUAAAAGCCAAAGUUCUUUCAUUAAAUCAGGGUUCAGUUGGUGAGGCAGGAUCUCGUUAUGAGUUGAAUAUGGAAUUCAAGAGUAAGAAAAUUCGUGUUCAAUUAAAUAUACCAGUUAAAUCUGAACAAAAAGUUGAAGUAGAAGAAACUCAUAAGACGGUUGAAGAAGAUAGAAAAUUGUUGAUGCAGGCUGCUAUUGUGCGUAUAAUGAAAACACGUAAAACAAUGAAACAUGUAGCUUUGGUUCAAGAAGUAAUUUCUCAAUUGUCAAAUCGCUUCAAACCAAAAGUUCCAGAUAUAAAGAAAUGCAUUGACGUUUUAUUAGAGAAAGAAUAUAUAGAACGUGUCGAGGGUCAGAAAGAUAUGUUUUCUUAUGUUGCCUAG